Molecule: messenger RNA, 3036 nt
Organism: Paecilomyces variotii
Lineage: Eukaryota; Fungi; Ascomycota; Eurotiomycetes; Eurotiales; Thermoascaceae
Product: alanyl-tRNA synthetase, cytoplasmic
Exons: 6
Coding region: 1-3036 (1011 amino acids)
Biological process (GO): alanyl-tRNA aminoacylation; tRNA modification
Cellular component (GO): mitochondrion; cytoplasm
Molecular function (GO): aminoacyl-tRNA deacylase activity; ATP binding; nucleic acid binding
Source: RefSeq, a predicted model, not a curated record
AUGAGAGUUCUGCGGGUUCUCAAGGAUGGGGAACUGGCUUUGACUCACCUAUUCUCGCCAUCCCAGCCAAUUCCCAGAACAUUCCAUCAUCCUCACCUUCUCCGCAACAGCACAACCCAACACCGGACUGUUCCUUUCGCGCUGUUCAGGAUGGCUUCCACUCUGCCGCGUCGUCCUGAGUGGACUGCCAGUCAAGUUAGGGAGACUUUCUUGGAUUAUUUCAAGAAGAAUGGCCACACUUUCGUGCCUUCAUCUUCGGUGGUCCCUCUAUCGGACCCUACUCUGCUCUUCACAAAUGCUGGUAUGAACCAGUUCAAGUCGAUUUUCCUAGGAACUGUCGAUCCCCAGUCCGACUUUGCGCAGCUCAAGCGUGCCGUCAACUCUCAGAAGUGCAUCCGUGCCGGUGGAAAGCAUAAUGAUCUCGACGAUGUCGGGAAAGAUAGCUACCACCAUACAUUCUUCGAAAUGUUGGGUAACUGGAGUUUUGGCGACUACUUCAAGAAGGAUGCGAUCCGGUAUUCCUGGGACCUGUUGACGAAAGUAUACGGUUUAGACCCGGACCGCCUCUACGUUACGUACUUUGAAGGAAGUGAAGCCGGUGGCCUGGAGCCAGACCUGGAAGCCAAAGAACUGUGGAGAUCGGUCGGUGUCGCUGAGGACCACAUCCUUCCUGGAAACAUGAAGGAUAACUUCUGGGAAAUGGGUGACCAGGGUCCCUGCGGUCCUUGCAGUGAGAUUCACUAUGACCGCAUCGGCGGACGCAACGCUGCGCAUCUGGUCAACCAGGAUGAUCCUGAUGUUCUUGAGAUCUGGAACAACGUCUUCAUCCAAUACAACCGCGAACCCGACCGUUCUUUGCGGCCCCUUCCCAACAAGCACGUUGACACAGGAAUGGGCUACGAAAGAUUGGUUUCUAUACUGCAGGACAAGUCUUCGAACUACGACACAGAUGUCUUCCUUCCUUUGUUCAAGAAGAUCCAGGAAAUUACCGGCGCACGAGACUACCAGGGACGUUUCGGUGCCGAGGAUCCAGACGGUAUCGACACAGCAUACCGUGUGAUCGCGGACCACGUCCGUACGCUGACCAUCGCCAUCACGGACGGGGCUGCUCCAAACAACGAAGGUCGCGGUUAUGUGAUUCGUCGAGUCCUUCGUCGAGGAGCCCGGUUUGCUCGCAAGUAUUUCCAAGUCGAGAUUGGAAGCUUCUUUUCCAAGAUCGUGCCCACCGUUGUCGAGCAGAUGGGCGGCAUGUUUCCGGAGUUGCAGAAGAAGCAGGCUGACGUUAUGGAGAUCUUGGAUGAAGAAGAAAUCUCCUUCGCUAAGACUCUGGACCGCGGUGAGAGACAGUUUGAGAACUAUGCACAGCAAGCCAAGGUCAAGGGCUUGGACAAACUGCACGGUGCUGAUGUUUGGAGGCUGUACGACACCUUCGGCUUCCCUGUGGACCUGACUCAAAUCAUGGCUGAAGAACGCGGCUUGCGCAUCGAUGAUGCCGAGUUUGAGGAAGCGAGACUGAAAGCCAAGGAGGCAAGCAGAGGCGAAAAGAAAGCUGCUGCUGAUACUGUCAAACUGGACGUGCACGACCUUGGAAAGCUGGAAAAGAUGAACGAUGUACCCAAGACCGAUGACAGUGCCAAGUUUGAGAGGGGCAACAUCAGCGCCCAGAUCAAGGCUAUCUACCAUGCCAAGAAGUUCGUUUCCUCCACGGAUGAGAUACCAGAAGGGGAACAACUCGGUAUCAUCCUUGACCGCACAAAUUUCUACGCAGAGCAAGGUGGACAGGAAAACGACACAGGCAAAAUUAUCAUCGAUGGAAAGGCCGAACUUGAGGUCGGUGAUGUCCAAUCAUACGCCGGUUACGUUCUACACACUGGUACUAUGAAAUAUGGAUCUUUCUCUCUCGGUGAUACGGUUAUUGCUGAAUACGAUGAGCUUCGUCGGUGGCCCAUCAGGAACAACCAUACCGGAACGCAUAUUCUGAACUUCGCCCUGAGAGCGAUUCUUGGCGAUGGAAUCGAGCAAAGAGGCUCGCUUGUUGCGGCGGAAAAGCUACGAUUCGACUUUUCGCAUAAGUCGGCCAUCUCCGACAGCGAUCUGGCGAAGAUUGAGGACAAAUCAACCGAGUAUAUCCGCCAAAAUUGCGCUGUCUACUCGAAAGAAGUCCCGUUGGCAACAGCUCGGGAAAUCGCGGGAGUUCGCGCUGUCUUCGGUGAGACGUACCCAGAUCCUGUCCGCGUUGUCUCCGUGGGAGUUGAGUUGGAGGAGAUCUUGAAGAACGUCAAGGACCCGCGGUGGGAAGAAGUCAGCAUCGAGUUCUGCGGUGGAACCCAUGUGCAGAAAACCGGAGACAUCAAGGACCUCAUCAUCUUGGAAGAAAGCGGUAUUGCGAAAGGCAUCCGUCGUAUAAUCGCCGUGACCGGUGAGGAAGCUCAUGAGGUGCAGAGGGUGGCUCAAGAGUUCGAAAAGCGCGUAGACUUGCUUGAUAAGCUGGAAAUGGGCCCCAAGAAAGAGCAAGAAGCGAAGCAGAUCCAGGUUGAGCUGAGCCAGCUCUCGAUAUCCGCAGUGCACAAGGCGAAAUUGCGCGAGCGCUUUAACCAGAUCAACAAGCAAGUUAUCGAGGGCCAGAAGGCUCAGCAGAAACUCGAGUCCAAGAAGGCGCUUGAGACAAUUACGACUUACUUCCAGGAUCCCGAGAACAAGGAUAAGCCUUGGCUAGUUGUGAGACUCCCCAUUUCUGCCAACGCCAAGGCAGUUAGCGAGUCUCUCAAUUAUGUCAAGUCGAAGCUUUCAGACAAGGCUGUGUAUGUCCUGGCUGCAGAUUCUGAACAGGGCCGGGUGUCUCACGGGUGCUAUGUCCCCAAGAACCUGGGCGAACAGGGCGCCUCGCCAAAUGAGUGGGCUGGUGUUGUUGCUGGAGCUGUUGGUGGUAAGGCUGGAGGUAAGGCUCCUACUGCUAUUGGCAGUGGCACAAACGUCGAUAAGGUGGAUGAAGCCAUCGCUCAGGCUACGGAAUACCUUCAGAAGUUUAAGUUGUAA